AUCUUAUUAACCAAGAUUGUGGCUCUAUUUUCUGUGGGAAUUUGAAUGUCAGUUUUCCUUUCCGAUUAAAAAACCAACCUCUCCAGUGUGGUUGGCAUGACCUGGAAUUUGAGUGUGGACAACAACAAUCGCGCCAUUUUAGUUGGGAGAGAAUGGGAAAUUCUCUGUCCAACAAAUUUUUUAUGAAAAUUCUACAAGUGGUCGAUGCAAGUUUGGAUAUGAAUGGUUGCAACUCCCUUUCUCUUAGGGUCCAUUUGAUUGUGAGAUUUGAUUUUUCAGAAAUUAUUUUCUAACUUUUCUAAUGUUUGAUUGGCGGAAAAUAUUUCCAAAACACGGGAAAAUACCUUACAAUUUUUAGGAAAUUGUCCUAAAGCUCUCGGGCAUUCUUCUCCCUUCAUCCAGUAAGCUCUCUUCCUUCAUUUCUUCAAAUUUCCGUGAGAAAACUUCCCUGAGAAAACAUCGACAACCGAUUUUCCAGUAAUCCCCCACUCUCCUCACUAUCGAUUAUCGCUAUGGUUUUUCAUUUCCUCGGUUCCCUCCUCUCCUGAUCAGUGAUGACUCCACCAAUUGAGACUACAGUCAAGUCCUCUGACUCUCACUGCGCUUCACAUCCUCCUUUGAAUGAAAGGAUCCUUUCGUCAAUGACCAGGAGGUCCGUCGCUGCUCACCCAUGGCAUGAUCUUGAAAUUGGACCUGGAGCUCCUACGGUUUUUAACUGCACUACAUUUAGCAGCAUGGGCCAGGCAAGCACAGGUAGUGAGUUAUCUUUGCAACAAAAGGCUGAUGUUGGUGCUGCUGCCAUGGAUGGCAUGUGUGCGAUUCAUUUUGCGGCGCAGAAAGGACAUCUAGAGGUUGUCUGAACUCUACUUUCAUCAGGAGUUUCAGUGAGAGCCACUAAUCGCAAGGGAUUCACUCCACUUCACUAUGCUGUUCAAGGGUCCCAUCUAGAAGUAAUCAAAGUCUUAUUAAAGAAAGGUGCAAGUGGCUAGCAAUUUGAUAGCAGAUGGUGAAUCAGUUAAUGCAACGCUAACAGUCGGAGUAGUGUUUUAUGAUUAGAUUAUUUAGCCUAAGUUUUGAUUUUUGUGUGUUUUGAUUUGAACCCAGCAAGCUUCCUGGCAGCAGACAUUGUCAUUUUUUUAGUUGUAAGUGGCUAGCAAUUUGAUAGCAGAUGCACUUAAGCAGUUGCGCCAAAUACAGUCUAUAACAAUUUACUAAGGACUUGGUAUAUGUCUUGUCUUUUGUUUAA
This is a messenger RNA of Gossypium raimondii (Peruvian cotton), 1246 nucleotides long. RefSeq names its product soluble inorganic pyrophosphatase 4-like. The coding region runs from base 555 to 860 and encodes 101 amino acids. The record is from RefSeq and is a predicted model, not a curated record. Gene Ontology annotation, molecular function: protein binding; inorganic diphosphate phosphatase activity; magnesium ion binding. Gene Ontology annotation, biological process: phosphate-containing compound metabolic process. Lineage: Eukaryota; Viridiplantae; Streptophyta; Magnoliopsida; Malvales; Malvaceae. The transcript has 4 exons. Gene Ontology annotation, cellular component: cytoplasm.